Diospyros lotus (date-plum) is the source of this 1957-nucleotide messenger RNA. RefSeq lists its product as uncharacterized. The coding region runs from base 295 to 1632 and encodes 445 amino acids. The record is from RefSeq and is a predicted model, not a curated record. The transcript has 2 exons. NCBI's taxonomy places the organism in Eukaryota, Viridiplantae, Streptophyta, Magnoliopsida, Ericales, Ebenaceae.
ACUACAGAGUUCCUUCUUCCUCUCUCUCUCUCUCUCUCUCCCCACUCUCGAUAUAGAGAGAGAGAGACGGACAGAGAUUGAGGCUUAUAGAUAUAGAUAUAGAGAGAGAGAGAGAGAGAGGAUUACCUUACCUGCAGAGUUUAAAGAGUUGUUGAAAAGAGGGGGGGGAGAGCGAGAACAGAGUACUACUACUGUUCCUGGAAGAUGAAGGCGACGAGUACUGUUGGCUCCAUCGGUUUCGUUUGAACGGCCUCCGUUGUUGUUGGACGGCUUGAUUUGUCGAAGGUGGAAACAAUGGAUCCGUGUCCUUUUGUGCGCUUGACGGUGGGUAAUCUGGCGCUGAAGAUCCCGGUGGCGUCGAAGCCCGCCCGCUCCGUCGUGCAUCCGUCGUCAUCGCCAUGUUUUUGCAAGAUCAAACUUAAGAACUUCCCUCUCCAGAGCGCGGUGGUUCCGUGCGUGUUGCCGGAAAGCCAGUUCCCCGACGGGCAAGUGCAGGCGUCGGCGGUGACUUUUCACUUGAGCAAGUCGGAUAUACACAGGUUGGCCGGGAAAUCGCUCUUUGCCGGGAAACUUUACUUGAAAAUUUCUAUUUAUACGGGCCGCAGGGGGACAACCUGUGGCGUGAAUUCCGGGAGGCUGUUGGGGAAGGUGUCUGUGCCAAUGGAUCUGGCUGGGACGGAGUCUAGGGCUUGCGUGUUUCACAAUGGCUGGAUUUCAGUCGGCAAAGACGCGAAACGCUCGUGCGCUCAGUUUCACCUCAAUGUGAAGGCAGAGCCUGAUCCGAGAUUCGUGUUUCAGUUCGAUGGCGAGCCUGAGUGCAGCCCGCAAGUGUUUCAAAUCCAAGGCAACAUCCGCCAACCGGUUUUCACCUGCAACUUCAGUUUCAGAAGCAACACCGACCGGAAUCCCCGGUCUAGAUCGUUACAGUCUGAACAGGGAAGUUCCCGGGCGUGGUUGAGUUCGUUCGGAAGCGAGAGAGAGAGGCCGGUGAAGGAGCGGAAGGGCUGGUCAAUCACUGUCCAUGACCUCUCCGGUUCACCGGUGGCCGCAGCGUCAAUGGUGACUCCAUUUGUGGCCUCGCCCGGUUCCGACCGGGUGAGCAGGUCCAACCCUGGCUGCUGGCUCAUCCUGCGGCCGGGUGACGGCACCUGGAAGCCUUGGGGCCGGCUCGAGGCCUGGCGCGAGCGCGGCGCCCAUGACGGGCUCGGCUACCGCUUUGAGCUCAUCCCCGAAAAGGGUGGCGGCGGCGUUGUCCUGGCCGAGUCGACCCUCAGCUCGAGCAAAGGCGGGAAGUUCGUCAUCGACCUGGGCUCCAACCCCAACGGCCGGUCCACACCGGGCAACUCUACGUCGCCGGCGUGCAGCCCGAGAGGGAGCGGGGAUUACGGGUUAAUAGGGCUGUGGCCGUAUAGCGUGUACAGAGGGUUCGUGAUGUCAGCAAGAGUGGAAGGGGAGGGAGUAAAGAGCAGCAAGGCGACGGUGGAGGUGAGUGUGCAGCACGUGAACUGCACGGAGGACGCAGCCGCAUUCGUGGCUUUGUCAGCGGCGAUCGAUCUGAGCAUGGACGCUUGCAGGCUUUUCUCUCAAAAACUGAGAAAAGAACUUUGCCCACCACAAGAUUUACUCAGCUGAUCCAUCAUCCAUCCAUCCAUCCGCCAGCCCACCCUCCCUCGUCGAAUAUGCCUCGUCUUCGUUGGGUUUCUUUUUCACCGAGUUUUUUUAACAGGCUUUUUUCUGAUGUAUAUAGAGAUUUGAGUGACCGGGGCAAGCUUUGGUUUUUCACUUGUGUGGCUUGUGUGAUUUUAACCCACCCUUGUUAAGAACUUUUUAUUUUUGUUUUUUGUUUUUUUUUUAAAUUUCUUCCCAAUUUUUAUUAUUAAACUAAUGUUGUAGCAAGGGCGUUAACUGACCUACGCAAAGACUUUGGGUCAAGGCAAGAGCAUAUAGUGUUUAAUUG